ACACGACGUGACUGAAGAUAAAAAAAAAAAAGACCGGCGGCUGCAAGAACGAAGCAGCCCAGCUAUGGAGGAAGAGAAGCCCAGCGCUGCGAGGGACGGCGGGGAGAGUCCGAAAGCAGCAGCUGAAGACACAAGGACGCACAGCGCGGUGGCAGCUGCACAAAAUGGCGAACAAGCACAAGGCGAGGAGGUGGACGCCAGGAGAGCGGGCUUCAGGCGCCGCCACAGCAGCACGAGCAGCGAGCCCGCUAAAAUAGAGGGCGGCGGCAAGGGGGCUCCAUCUCCCGAAGAGCCCCCCAGGAAGCGCUUUCAGAUCCCAAGGAAGACCAAGAAAGGUGGUGCUCUUCAACCACUUAGUUCUGAUUCGCGGGAAUUUGAGGAGCUUUUGAAAAUUCUACAUGCCUCAUUCUUGGACGCAAAUUCUAAAAUGCAUUUCACUUACAAAUCUGCCCAACUGGUUCACAAUGAAUUCUUGGAGAAAGAGUUUACUGAAAAAAGAAGACAGUUGAAAUAUGAAGGUCGGCUAGAUAAAGAGCUUGCUGAAUCUUAUGGUUUUCUUUUGGUUGAUGAAAGCCAGAUGAAUAAUAUAUGCGAGAAAGGAUUGCUUGUGGGACAUUCAAAGCUAUCUACACUUGGAAAACCUUCUAUGGGGGUGUACUUGUCAAAGUAUGCUGACUUAUUGCAGGCCAACCCUUUAGAUGCCAGUACAACAGGCACCGUUUUCGUAUUUAAAGUUAUCAAGGGGAAAAUGAAAUUUGUGUAUGAUAACUUUAGAAAUAACCCGGAAGCAUAUUCUGGGAAUAAUGUUAGUUUGGAUCCAGUUCCUAAGCACGAAUGCCACAUCUUUAAGAACAUGAAUGCAGUUAAUGCGCUCCUGAGUUACAGGGCAUUUGAACGUACUCAGUAUUACUUCUAUGAGUAUGGCUUUGAUGAGAUUCUCAAGAGACCUCGACAUGUGUGUCCAUAUGCAGUUGUGUCCUUUGGUUAUAAGACUGAACAGGCUCCAAGGCAAUCGUUGUCACCUUUGACAGGGCCUGUAACCUUCAGCACAGAGCGAUAUAAUGACAGAAAUGGUUUUAUAUUGUGGAGAGGACAGCUAUUGUGUAAUGGAAAACUCUUGUGCUUUGCUUCCCUGAAGUCCACAAAUGGCAUUUUUUUGCCAUUCAAGCUACCAGAGAAGCUUGAUUUGGAAUGUAUAAUGCGACUGGAACAGAUUAAAAAGAGGAUUCCAUCAUUACUGUUCUACAAAGAAACUCAUAUGAAGUUUAAAGAAGUGAUGAAAGGUGGGAUAUAUAGUCGUCUCUGUGAAGUAUGUGACAAGACGAGAACGGGAAAUGAUUUCCAGAAAUUGUUACAGAAGCUGGAGAAAGAAAAACUAGCUUUGGUUAAACCACUGCCAGACAGAGGAUUCCUGUUCUUCUAUUUUCCAACGCCGAUGGGAUCUAUGUAUGGUAAUAGAAAACCUUACCCCCUGCACGCUCUCUUCAUCUAUCAGCAGUCCAGAGAGACUUUGCCACUGGCGUCACGCUUCAAAGUACAACCCACUUUAAUACCAGAAAACCAUGAAAUUAUGCCUGAGUUUAUGACGUUUCUUGGCGCUUUACACUAUGCCAUCCUUAAGGCUCAAUCAGACGUUUCGGACAACUUCAACACUGUUGUGGAGAAACAUGUGCACUUGUAUUUGAAAAGACGAGAAGAAGGAUCUUACAAGCACAAAGAUUAUACACUUAGAAACUAUGAACAGAGUUGCGAUGAUAAGAAAACCUUGUUUGUAGCUCCAAGGGAGAAGAGUGGGAUACUUCGAGUUGUUAAGAGCUAUCUGCAAGGGUCAGAUGCAUAUACAUUACUAGUAAAACAUGCAAAGGAACUGAUCAUGGAGAAUCGACGGGUUCAGCAGUUCAGUCCCAUCUCCGACUAUGAACCCAUAGAGGAUGAUCUCGAUAAUGGAAAAAGCACGAGCCGAGCAACUGUGAGUGAAAUGCACUCUGAUAAUUCAUUCUAUGAUCCAGACAAAGUGAAUUCCUUGUUAAACCUAAUUCAGACUAGGAAAAAGGGUAAUCUGGAAACAGAUGAAGCGCCAAGCAGUGGAGUGAAAAGAAAGCUUGAAACUAGUCCAGGAGCACAAUGGAAACAUCCAAAAUAUGAAGACUACUUGCAUCGGGACAGUCAUGAUCCAGAGGAAUCUGCACAUUCUUUAAUAUCUUCUCUUGGUGGUCAGGAUACAGAUCUGAGACAAGAGAACGAGGAGGAAAUCGAAUCAGAGCAGCUGUUGGCAGAUGCAGAGUAUUGUAAAGGGUUGUUUGAAAAACUUUCAAGCUCUGGCCUAUUGGACGCACAGUUGUUACCCGUCCAAAAGGCAACAAAUGAUGAGACUUCAAAUUUGGACUUGGUGGCGUCGGCUAGUGCUGCCCCUGAUGUUUCUACACAUGUGGAAUCUAUUGGCACAGCCCCUGACAUUGGUACACAUUACAUUGAAAGCACUUAUGUAGAACCCCAAAGUGAGAUUAUUCCAGAGAACAGUGCAGCUCUCGCCCCUCUUGCGGAUGAUGGCCUGGUUCAGAAUAUAGAUGAAGGCAGUGAUCCACUUCCAGUUGAGGAAAUGAUCCAGGGGCCAUAUUCAGGAUAUGCCAGUCCUUGUCCUAGCACACCUACUGAAGAAAUCUAUCAGCAGCCAAAUUCUAAUUCCAGCAAUGUGGAGACUGAAAUGAACUGGAAAUUAAUUCCAAUUACAGGAGAGGAAGAAAGUGUUCCUGAGGAUCAUGUUGGAUUUCUUAGAGAUGAGAACCAACAAGGCCUGAGUCUGGCGGAAGAACAAUCUGUGUACUCCCCUUUGAGGGAUACUUUUCCAGAUGAUCCACGAGUGCAUAACACCAAGAGGAAAGGCUGCGGGUACUCCCCACUUGCAGAAUACCAGAAAGGAAGGAGACGGUCAUCUCAGAAUGAAAGAGCAGCUUACAGUGACCGCACCACCAGGAAAGGACAUUGCUUUCUUAAAACAAAGCAUUGCCAGAAUGGGGUGAUUGAGAACACUGUGCAGGAAAUCUACACCAGUUUCUCGGAACGUCUGCAGGAAGUGUUACAAGAGAAGGACAUCUCCUAUACUGCAGUUACUAUGCCUGUUCUGUCCUCAGAAGAAAGGGAAGUCAGACUUUCUGAUUGGCUGUAUGCACAGACCUCUAGUAUACCUGUACAGCAGUAUAUAGAUGAACUGCGUGUUAAACUGGACAGUGUGGUGAACUCCUAUUUAAGCUCUCCUGAGAGGGGCAGGCCUAUGAAUAUGGAGAUUGAAAUCAAGGAAUCCAUGAAAUCCUUGCAUGCCAGUCCACGGCAAAACAGUUUAAAUGAUCAUGCACAUCAAUCAAAAGACUCUGGUCACAUAUUGGAACCGUUACAAAGUUCUGAAUUUAUUCACAAUGGCUGUGUGGAAGGGAAGCCUCAAAUAAAUGUACAGGACACACCGCAGAAUGGAAAUCCUGUUCCUUUGGCAGAGUCUGUGCCUCAUACCUCCCAGGAUGUAGGUAUAAAGAACCAAGAGACAAUUACACCCGAUAUGCCAGACAUUACUGCCUCACGCACAGCACUAGCCCAGCUAAUAAAUCAAAUGAAUCCAGAAGUAUUCAACAACCUGGUGAAGAUCUUCACCCAUGUCAACAAGAAUAUUGUCAAAUUCUAUAUUCACACGGAGCAAGACAAUUCAAUAUGUCAGGAAAUAAAGAAUUAUUUGCUAAAGCUCGGGAAUGUAGAGUGCAGCCCAGAGCAGAUUGUAAACUGCACUGCAGGAUCUGAUAAGCUGCUUAUAAUCAUUCAGAAUGAAGACAUUGCCAGCAGUAUUCAUAAGAUCCCAUCAUUGAUAACACUGAAGAGGCAGCCGUGUGUCAGUUUUGCAGGCGUUGACAGCUUGGACGAUUUGAAAAACCACACCUAUAAUGAACUAUUUGUGUCUGGAGGAUUUAUUGUGUCCGAUGAUACAGUGCUGAAUCCUGACAACAUUACUGAGGAUGUACUGAAAAAAUUCUUGAUGUUCCUGGAGCAAAUUGACAGUCCGGAUGGAAAAUGGCAAUGGAAGAUCCAUUGCAAAUUUCAGAAGAAACUGAAGGAAUUAGGGAGGUUAAACAAAGCUGCCCUGAAUAUAUUGACACUCCUAAACGCCUAUCAAAAGAAGCAUCUGGUGGAGAUCCUUGCUUAUCAUAAUUGCGAUUCUCAGACCAGACAAGCUCCGGAACUGGACUGUCUGGUCAGACUUCAGGCUCAGAACAUACAGCAGAGGCAUCUAAUAUUCCUGACAGAAAAGGAUAAAUCGUUGUUUACCAGUCAUGCUGAAAAUGGAAUUCUGGUGACAAGAGUGGAGGAGUUCAUGAAUAAUUUUACAAACCUUGUUGGUCACCAUAACUCCAGCAAUGAAGAGCAUUGCUUAGCACAGCUGGUAAACCAAGAGAACCAGAAAGUUCUACCCAAAAGGACGAUCACGCCACCACUGUGAUAGAAGAUGAAUUUUUCCAGUGCAUGUUG
Messenger RNA from Nanorana parkeri, 4509 nucleotides. RefSeq names its product family with sequence similarity 208 member A (gene TASOR). The record is from RefSeq and is a predicted model, not a curated record. Bases 65 to 4480 code for a protein of 1471 amino acids. Gene Ontology annotation, biological process: protein localization to heterochromatin; negative regulation of gene expression, epigenetic. Gene Ontology annotation, cellular component: nucleoplasm; heterochromatin. The transcript has 24 exons. Lineage: Eukaryota; Metazoa; Chordata; Amphibia; Anura; Dicroglossidae. Gene Ontology annotation, molecular function: chromatin binding.